Messenger RNA from Laccaria bicolor S238N-H82, 186 nucleotides. RefSeq lists its product as uncharacterized. The coding region runs from base 1 to 186 and encodes 61 amino acids. The record is from RefSeq and is a predicted model, not a curated record. NCBI's taxonomy places the organism in Eukaryota, Fungi, Basidiomycota, Agaricomycetes, Agaricales, Hydnangiaceae. The transcript has 2 exons.
AUGUCCCAAUGUCUUGAACCAGAAGCCGGGUUGUUCAACCUCCUCGGCGAUCUUCUUACAAACUCCACCUUGUUCGUGACGGAUGUCUCCUGUUUCUCUAUAUCAGAUCACAAUGCAGUCGCGUUCCGCUGUCUUGAAUGUAGGAUCCGUCAUGACGAUCGCAGAGCUUGUCCCCGUUGGACUUGA